AUGGAGUACGCACACAAGAAUCGCGCAAAGAAAAGGCAGUAUGCGCAAAGGAGAUAUCUUCCAUCGAUCGGCUUCUCGUUGGGUCGGCUUCACGUUCUCUCGAUUAAGUUGGAUGGUCAAUUGCUGAUGGCAUUUGGUUUGGAAAGCUCGUUCAACGAACGAUUGCGUGUAACGAAUGAAGAACUUCGAAGGACUGACACACUUCAGGUUUUCCAAUGGAGCAGAUCGGCCUAA
This is a messenger RNA of Caenorhabditis briggsae, 234 nucleotides long. Bases 1 to 234 code for a protein of 77 amino acids. The record is from RefSeq and is a predicted model, not a curated record. The transcript has 3 exons. NCBI's taxonomy places the organism in Eukaryota, Metazoa, Nematoda, Chromadorea, Rhabditida, Rhabditidae.